Molecule: messenger RNA, 528 nt
Organism: Chionomys nivalis (European snow vole)
Lineage: Eukaryota; Metazoa; Chordata; Mammalia; Rodentia; Cricetidae
Product: BPI fold-containing family A member 2-like
Exons: 5
Coding region: 1-528 (175 amino acids)
Molecular function (GO): lipid binding
Source: RefSeq, a predicted model, not a curated record
AUGGGCAGAGUUGCAAGGCUGCAGGAAGGAAUGACCAGAGAUCACUUAUGGAUUUUGUGCAGGGUGAAAAUCAAUGAACUGAACAUCUUGGACAUACAAACUUCCUCAUCUUCUGAUGGCAAUGCCCUUAACUUGCAGCUGCCUGUCAGAGCAAAUAUCUCUGUGUUUCUGCCUCUUCUUGGCUCCACAGUGGACGUCGCUGUUUCCUUGGACGUCAUAAAUUCACUCACUGUUCAAACUGAUGCCCAAACUGGCCUUCCCAAGCUGAGCAUAGGGCAAUGCUCAAGUGAUACCGACAAUAUCUCCAUUUCCUUGUUGGGCAGACGAAGCACCUUACUCAACAGAUUGUUGGAUGGAGUAUCUGGUAGCCUUACAAACGUAGUGAGCAACCUGCUGCAAAACCAAUUAUGUCCACUGCUCCAAGCAUUACUCAGCAACCUGAAUUUAAAUCUUGCUCAAGACCUCCUCUAUGAGGAAGCUGAGUCUCCGGUAGAUACGAACAAGGAUGCAGGAGAUGAAAGUCUGUGA